Molecule: messenger RNA, 1863 nt
Organism: Ilex paraguariensis (yerba mate)
Lineage: Eukaryota; Viridiplantae; Streptophyta; Magnoliopsida; Aquifoliales; Aquifoliaceae
Source: the annotation of a GenBank genome assembly
AUGGGAGGUGAGGAAGAGCCAAAGCCAGCGGAGCAAACAAACCCAAACGCAUCUUCCACGGUAGUUUCGCUGGAGACAGAAAUGGCCAGGUCUUCUAUUUCAUUAUUGGCUCCGAACCCUUCUUGGUUCACCCCUAAAAGGUUACUUGUUAUAUUCUGUGUGAUAAAUCUGUUAAAUUAUUUGGAUCGAGGGGCUAUAGCAAGUAAUGGAGUAAAUGGGAGUCGCAGAACUUGCACAAAAAGUGGUACAUGCUCAUCCGGCAGUGGAAUUCAGGGUGAUUUUGACUUGAACAAUUUUGAAGAUGGUGUUAUAUCCUCUGCUUUCAUGGUUGGACUUCUUGUGGCAUCUCCAAUAUUUGCCUCUUUGGCAAAGAGGUUAGUGGGUGUUGGUGAGGCUUCUUUUAUUAGUCUUGCUGCUCCAUUCAUUGAUGAUAAUGCUCCAGUUGCUCAGAAAAAUGCGUGGCUGGGAAUAUUUUACAUGUGUAUACCAUCGGGAGUUGCACUUGGCUACGUUUAUGGUGGCUUGGUUGGAGGUCAUUUUAAUUGGCGUUGGGCAUUCUGGGGGGAGGCAAUUUUGAUGCUUCCAUUUGCUGUUUUAGGUUUUGUUAUGAAACCUUUGCAGUUAAAAGGGUUUUCUCCUGCUGCAUCGAAAAAAGGGUUGACAGCUGCUCCAAAAGUUCAAGAUAUUCCAAAUGGUAACGACGGUGCAUUGCACUCAAAGGAAGAGUUCUCAGAUCAAAGCUCAACUAAACCUUCCAGAUCAAAAGAUCCAGGCAGUAUUUUGAAUCAGUUCUCAAGAUUCUUGAAAGAUAUGAAAGUUCUUUCAGUUGAGAAGAGCAAUGCAGAUAUGAUGUUUGGAGGAAUCACAAUUGUGUGUGGUGUAUUCGGAACACUAGCAGGAGGUUAUGUUUUGGACCUUAUGGGUUCCACAAUAUCUAAUGCAUUUAAGAAAAAUGCGUGGCUGGGAAUAUUUUACAUGUGUAUACCAUCGGGAGUUGCACUUGGCUACGUUUAUGGUGGCUUGGGUCCUGUAAAUUUUGUAUGUCUGCAUUGUGUUAAACCAAGUCUUAGACCUCUAUCUAUGGCAAUGUCUACUGUCUCAAUCCACAUCUUUGGUGAUGUGCCUUCCUCCCCACUUGUUGGGGUUCUCCAGCUUCUUUCUGCAGCAACUUUUAUGGGGGCAAUAUUUUGCUUUAGUGCCUUUUGUUUUAAGAGCCUGUAUGCUUUCAUAGCUCUUUUUGCAAUUGGGGAGCUACUAGUAUUUGCUACACAGGGUCCUGUAAAUUUUGUAUGUCUGCAUUGUGUUAAACCAAGUCUUAGACCUCUAUCUAUGGCAAUGUCUACUGUCUCAAUCCACAUCUUUGGUGAUGUGCCUUCCUCCCCACUUGUUGGGGUUCUCCAGCUUCUUUCUGCAGCAACUUUUAUGGGGGCAAUAUUUUGCUUUAGUGCCUUUUGUUUUAAGAGCCUGUAUGCUUUCAUAGCUCUUUUUGCAAUUGGGGAGCUACUAGUAUUUGCUACACAGGGUCCUGUAAAUUUUGUAUGUCUGCAUUGUGUUAAACCAAGUCUUAGACCUCUAUCUAUGGCAAUGUCUACUGUCUCAAUCCACAUCUUUGGUGAUGUGCCUUCCUCCCCACUUGUUGGGGUUCUCCAGGAUAAUGUCAACAACUGGAGGGAGACUGCUCUGAUUUUAACUUCUAUUCUGUUUCUGGCAGCUGGAAUAUGGUGUAUAGGGAUCUUCAUUCACAGUGUGGACAGAUCCAAUGAAGAUAGCGAGCACCCGGACGCCAUGUUCGACAAAUCGAACACAACACCUUUACUUGAAGAGAAGGCAGCAGAAAGAAGAAUGUCUCUAGCAGAACCCUAA